AUGUUUCUGAACACAACUAUAAUCUACCAUCUACUGGAAGUGAUGGCAGACACGCUCAAAGACGUGCACGGCAAAGACAAGGCAACGACAGAGAAGGAUGCUGCAGCAUACGAUGGAACAAAGUUCCUCGUGCUGAAGAAGGCAACUUUCGAGAAGGGAGCUACUGACUUGGUGGCACAGGCUUCUGAAAAGGAGGGAGAAGGAGAUUGCAGCAAAAUUGAUCUAUCGAGCUCAAAGGAUGUUGGUGAUGGCUUCCUGAAGACAGAUGACAUCAUUGCAUACUUUGAGAAGGCAGACAAACUUGGUGAAUACUUGAAGAAGACCGCUAAGGAUGAUAAGGCUCACAAGGAAGCAACUGAGUACGCCAAGGACAAGAAGUUCACUGAUAACGUGCCAACGUACGUUGCAAAGGUUGUUCAGGAUGCAUUGGCUGAAGUAAAGGACAGCUGCGCUGAUCCAAAGAAGGAGCUGACUGAAAAACUCAAGAAGGGAAUCAAUGAGCAGAAUGCGUACAUUCUAACAGCAAAAAUUCAUGCAAAGGUGAACAAGGACACAUUCUUCUUCUACGUCUCUUACAAGACGGAUGGAAAGGAGUACAAGUCUGAGAUCAUUGAGGCUGAGAAGACGUCGGACGGAUUCAAAUUCAAGAAGGGUAUUUCUGCUGGAUCGGGCUCUGGAAUGGGAACUGGUGCAAAGGUUGCAAUCGCAAUAGUUGUAGUAGUCAUUGUUCUAGCACUCGUUGGUCUGGGAAUCUACUUCUACUUGGCAUCUAAGAAGAAAGAGCAGGCAGAAGAUGAGAACAUUGGAAUGGGCAAUGAACCUUAA
Messenger RNA from Enterospora canceri, 825 nucleotides. Lineage: Eukaryota; Fungi; Microsporidia; Enterocytozoonidae. The record is from the annotation of a GenBank genome assembly.